Molecule: messenger RNA, 1999 nt
Organism: Volvox carteri f. nagariensis
Lineage: Eukaryota; Viridiplantae; Chlorophyta; Chlorophyceae; Chlamydomonadales; Volvocaceae
Exons: 8
Coding region: 1-1359 (452 amino acids)
Biological process (GO): protein ubiquitination
Cellular component (GO): membrane
Molecular function (GO): ubiquitin-protein transferase activity; zinc ion binding
Source: RefSeq, a predicted model, not a curated record
AUGUCAGCCGUAGACCUCGCCGAUGCUAUUAUACGUGGAGCAACAGUGGCAAUAGUACAUUAUUCGGCAGAGGCUGCAUCACGGGAGCUGCCCUGGGACGGCUUUGGUGGCCUUGUACGAAUUUGCGACGAUGAAAACUUGCGCGAGCAGGGCGUCGUGCGCGCAGUUUCUCAGCAAUCCAACCCGGUCCAACGGCAAACGAGCAUCAAGUCACCGCCAACCGAAGCCAUCACAGCCGCACAGCUCGCUGCAGACAGGGACAGCGGCAUGCGGUCUGGCAGGAAACCCAUCUUCAUGGACGGGACCCGCUGCGCAGCUGGUAAACGCGACAGGUCCGCCUGCAACCCGAUCGCACCAAUCCCAAGGAACCUCACACAGCACAUCACCUCUUCCGGCCACCACAGCCCCACAACCCCGGGAUCACGAACUACCUUUACACGCCCCUGGAGCAUCCAGAGGACCAGCUGUGCCGGGGGAGGAACCAACGCCACAAGCAGCGGUAGCAGCAGCAGCCUUAUCAGACCCAAGUCCGGUUGGAGGUCUAGGGAGGGCGCAGGCCAGUGCGGGCCCACGGCGUGUUCCCUCCUGGGUGCGGGAGACAGCUUGAAGAGUAACAUUAGUAGCAGCAGCGGCAGCGGGCCGUCAAGCGCAGGUGCAGCGCCCAAAGGGGAGUCGGGUCUGUGCCGGAUAUGCCUCGAGGAGGACUCCCUCAACAACCUCGAGCAACCUUGCGCCUGCGCGGGAACGCAGAAGUAUGCGCACCACGAGUGCAUCCAGCGCUGGGUGAACGAGAAGGGCAACCUGCGCUGCGAGAUCUGUGACCAGCAAUACCGGGGAAACUUUUCAGUGCCGCCGCAGGGUGCUGCUGGCGCGGACGAUCCCGGCAAUAUGUUUUCUUCGAUGUUUGCCAUCCGCAUGGAUCACGCUGGCGAGCCAUUGGGCGGCCACCACAACAGGCCUGCACUGGACUUCCUUGACGAGUCCGACCACUACUACCAACGUAACCCGUUGGCGUCCUGGUGCUUCACAUUCGUGAUCUUCGUCAUGUUCCUGGUUGUGUUGCAUCACACCAUGAUAGUUGCGGAUGGCAUGGACGGCACUGGCCCCUCCCAAAGCAGCGGUGAUGAUACUGACGACUACGCCACCUCUCUGACCCUCUUUUUGUUUUGGAUUGGAACCAAGGCUUUCCUAAUUGGUAUUCCUCUGUACACGGUUAUGAGGAUUGCCGCCCGCCAAGCGAGGCGGGAGCAGUACGAGGCCAUGCUGCGCUCGACUGCGUUUGAAGCUCCGGCUCGACGCUACGUGUGGCGAAUGCAGCUCAGGGACCAGGAGCGGGGGCAUGGCCAUCUACCCGUUUAAUUGGUCGCAGCAGUCGCAGCGCGGUUUCAGCAGCUGAUUCAGAGCAGGUUUUAAGGUGCUCCAGGUUUUCUGCAGUCUGCGUGGUUUCGGGCUUCUUGUCGGGAUUUGGUACCGCGGGAAGAGGUGUGUCGUAUUAGUUGAUAGCAGUUGAUUGGCUGUCAGCCAUGUGCGUGCUAAUGGCGUCUGUUUCGUAAUUGCCUGUACAGUAUAGGACUGCCACACAGCGAGCAUUGUGUUUAAUAUCUUGUAUGUAUAAUCUGUGCUCGGUUGUCCCACAGCAUUAGGAAGUCGGUCUAAUUGCUUGCACGGCUUCUGGGCUAGGUGGUAAGUACCGAAGUUGGGGCCUGUGCACGAUGGUGCUGAGCAGGCAAAGACAAGUCUUAAGCAUUGUUGCGAGCUUUGAGGAUUAUGCAUGAUGUCCUUUGGAUAUGCUUGGUCGCUGAAUUUGAGCUUAGACCAGUUUGACAUGUGGUUCAGAUGAUAGGUUUGGCACCAUUUAAGAGGUGAAACACGAGAUAAUCUCAUCCCCCCAAUAAAGGAAAACACCCAUGUCCACCACCCACCGAAAUGAUCAGACCUAGCAUCUCCGCUCCAUUGUGGCCCCUAUGCAACUCAAUCCCUUGUAACAUGCAAGCGCGCC